AUGGCCGACGAAGAACUUGCAAGUUAUAGGCUUCAGUUUCAGCAGGUCGAAGCUGCUCUUCUAGGUGAUCCAGAUAACGAGGAAUUAAAGAAACUCAAAGCAGAUCUUGAAGAAGUUAUAGCACUUCAGGAAGAAUUAGCCAGUACCACGGCGUCUAGUUCUGCCAAUGAAACUGCCAGAGUAAGCGCACCCGCCAAGAAAUAUGAGGUUGGCGAUCGUGUCAUGGCACCCUUGCCCAACGGAAAUCGUGGUGUGGCUGUUGUGGACUCACUCACUGCUGCCGGAGUGGCGGUUUUAUUUAUCAGUAGCGGUCAGAGCAAUCGGUUGACUUCCGAUCUGAGCGCUGCUCCCGAUGGGGGUAAAAAGCACUACGUAUUUGACACUCGUAGUGCUAUUUCAAAGAGUGCAGCCAAUAAAAAGGAAUGGCUCGCUGAACGGGAACGACGCCGUCUGCGAGCUCAGAAAAAGGAGAUGAAGAGGAAAGAGCUUGACAUAGCAAAGGAAACUGAGAAAAACAGUUGGCUCAAGUUCACUAAUAAGGCAGUCACCAAGGGAAUUAAGGGCAUGAAACGAAUAGUAGCGACCGGUUCUGCUCAAGAUGGCCCUGCAGGAGGAGUGAAGUCUCAGACUAUCGUUUCGUCGCGGGCCAAUCAGUUUGCAUUCAAAUCGGCACGAGGCGCUAUGGAUUCUCUAUUUUAA
Ostertagia ostertagi is the source of this 699-nucleotide messenger RNA. NCBI's taxonomy places the organism in Eukaryota, Metazoa, Nematoda, Chromadorea, Rhabditida, Trichostrongylidae. The record is from the annotation of a GenBank genome assembly.